Molecule: messenger RNA, 2454 nt
Organism: Sordaria macrospora k-hell
Lineage: Eukaryota; Fungi; Ascomycota; Sordariomycetes; Sordariales; Sordariaceae
Source: RefSeq, a predicted model, not a curated record
AUGGAGAAACUCAAGGGCACCAAAACCACUUCUUUGGUGCCCAAAAAGUUUCGAAGUAGCCGACCCCUGGGUGACAUGUCAUGGUUUUCCGUGUUCAGGCCCGAAUCUGUCAAGCAGGCACUACGAGAAAAAGAAGAGGUGGAAAAGGAGGCCGCAAAGAUAGCCGAAGUCACCAAGCAGCUGGAAGAGCGCAACUACACCGAGAUCUCAGAAGAAGUGGUCCGGUUCUCACUGAAUUCCAAAUUCGCCAAUGGGGAUGUUGACAAAGCGAUCGAGCUCAUACGACUCCAACAAAAGGCCUUUGCUGGGAUCAUACAACCAUACAAUCCCAAGAUCAGCAUGCAAGGCGCGGAAAACCGGGGAAAUGUCACCUGCUACCUCGACGCCUUGUUAUUUGCCAUGUUCGCGAAGCUUUCAGCCUUCGAAUGCAUGCUGAAGAACGAUCCGGCAGAUGAAAACCAGCGAAGGCUUGCAGGACUCCUAAGGUUAUGGGUCAACAUGCUCAGGAGUGGGAUGUUGAUACAUACAGACAUGACCCAGCUUAUCCAAGAAUCUUUGGCGGCCUGUGGAUGGGAGGAGGCCCAGGAACUUGAACAACAAGACACAUCGGAGGCAUUCGCCUUCAUCACAGAAACCUUGCAACUACCGCUCCUCGCACUCCAGGUCGACCUCUUUCAUCAAGGCAAGAAGGACGAAGACGACCACAAGGUUGUCCACGAGCGAUUACUCAACCUCGCUGUUCCCCCAGAUCCUGACGGAAAGGGUAUCAAGCUGGAGGAUUGUCUCGAAGAGUAUUUCAACAACAAGGUUGACGUUUUCCGGGACAGUGUAGAGGAAAAGAAGGGGGAUGACGAAAAGGGGCCCCUCCCACGCGAAACUGUCCGGUUGAUAAGCGAGGACGAGGAUGGUCAAGGGAGCGACCAAGGCGACAACAGCCCACAUCUGCAACGAAGAUGGACAUCACAGGAUUCGACGACACGCACUCCAUUCUCGAUGCUCGAUAUCACUUCGGCGAGACCCGAGCUACCAGCAGCACCCCGACACCGCUCUACUAGUAUUAUACAGCGUAUCGUGGUAGAGGACAGGAAGCCCCCGUUGGAUGCAGAGAAUGAAACUCUGUUCCAGAAGGCCAAAAGAACGAGCUCAACCGUGGUCAAGGCCGUGACGAUACCUGCCUGGCAGUUCUUCAGGUUAAUCCCAUGGCAUGCGACGGCUUCUACCGAAACCGGGUUCCCGAUUCGACAGAAUACUCUCAUCGACAUCCCUGACUCCAUGCGCCUGCCACACUUCAUGAUGCCAGAUGAUGAUGAGAAGCAAUCCAAUGGGUUAAGCCAGGAGUACAAGCUCGUGCUUCAGUCCGUCGUCUGCCACCGUGGUGACUCUCUUCACAGUGGUCACUAUGUUUCAUUUGCCCGCGUGGCACCGAAACUUCUCACUGACAAUCGCCGAUAUGAACAUGACCCGCCGCCGGAUUACGAGGAGGCACAGUGGGUCAAGUUCGACGAUUUGGAUCUGGACAACCGAGUGUCCUACGUCGACGACAUUAGAGACUCUCUGAGACAAGAGAUGCCAUAUUUGCUCUUCUAUCAGAUCGUCCCGAUGGUGGACGUCGCUACAGCCUCUAGUGAUGGGUCUGUUAAUGAGCCACCAUCCUACAACGAGUCGACCACUGUGAUUGCCGCUGUACCCGGGACGCCCAGCAUGGAACCCCUUCCGGAACGGCCGGGCGGGAUGUCAAGGUCGAUUAGUGGCUACUUUGACUCCGCGUCAACCCUCGUGCACAACGGUGGCGGUCCCAACAUCCGCUUUAGUACAGAGCUUGAACGGCCCGCACGUCUCAGUCUUGACGAUGACCCGUAUGGAACAGGAAGCGCCGGGCAUUUGAGGGCAGACAGAUCCAGACGCGGCAGCCUUGCGGUCUCUGAUACCACGGCAACAACAGCCAUUACACCUAGUGAUGUAGGCGCGCCAUCAAUGCCACCUCCUACACCAGAAGGGGAGAGUACCGCAACGAGACUCGGUCGGGCAGCGGCGAAGUUCAAGAACAAAUCACGACCCACCAGUCAAGCCGGCGAGACGCGCAUUAGCCUUACCAUGUCGCGAUUUGGCCUGUCGCGGCCCAGUAGGGACACUCUCAACAAGGAUAGCGCCAACGGUGCUGGUAACUCAUCGGAAGGGGGCAGUGAUGAGCAGCAACCGGAGGCCAAGGAGGUUGAGGAUGCGAGUGAUAAGGAUCAGAAGGAGAAGAAUAAGGAUAAGGAGAAAGAGAAGGAAGGCCAUCAUCAUCUGGGCCACCACUACCGCAAGUCUAAGAAGGACAAGGGUAGGGAUAAGGAGGACACGAAGGAGAAGGGCAAGGAUAAGGAAGGCAAGAAAGAGAAGGGAGACAAGUCGGGCAAGACUAAGGAGACAGGCAAGGAUGGCGUCCCUGAUCGGGAGUGCGCUGUCAUGUGA